Molecule: messenger RNA, 654 nt
Organism: Lactuca virosa
Lineage: Eukaryota; Viridiplantae; Streptophyta; Magnoliopsida; Asterales; Asteraceae
Source: the annotation of a GenBank genome assembly
AUGGAUUUGGCAUCAGGAUCCGGUUCACACGACCCUGGAGAACCUCCAGGUCCAUCGCAGCCUGGUGGUGCAGUUGAGUCAACUACCGGAAGAUCAAGGUUACAAGCCACGGCAACACAAUCACUCAGCAGAUACGAGUCGCAGAAGCGCCGUGACUGGAACACGUUCUUGCAGUAUUUAAAGAACCACAAACCACCGUUGACGCUAGCGAGGUGCAGCGGCGCCCACGUGAUCGAGUUCCUCAAGUACCUCGACCAGUUCGGAAAAACGAAGGUUCACGUGACUGGAUGUCCUUACUUUGGCUACCCAAACCCACCGGCGCCGUGUGCUUGUCCACUGAAACAAGCUUGGGGGAGCCUCGACGCGCUCAUCGGCCGACUCAGGGCGGCGUACGAGGAGAACGGCGGUCAACCAGAGUCAAACCCGUUUGGUGCUAGAGCAGUGAGGAUAUAUUUGAGGGAGGUGAAAGAUAGUCAAGCCAAGGCUAGAGGUAUUCCAUAUGAGAAGAAGAAGAGAAAAAGAGCUGGUGGCAGUACGCCGAGCACCACCGCAAAGGCAGCAAAUACGUCGAUGGAUGAUGGUGCAGGUGGUGGUGGUGGGGAUGGUGGCAUUAUUUCUAGUAGUGAUUCUGCUCCUGUCACUUCUACAUUAUAG